AUGGGUAGGGGGAAGGUGCAGCUGAAGAGGAUUGAGAACACUACCAACAGACAGAUCACCUUCUCUAAGCGCCGGAAUGGUCUGCUGAAAAAGGCCUGCGAGCUCUCUAUCCUGUGCGAGGUGGAGGUGGGGCUUCUCAUCUUCUCCGCCACCGGCAAGUUGUACCAAUACUCGAGCCACGAGUCAGUAAACAUGUCAAACCCUGGUUUAACAUCUCCAGAUUCUUCACUUCUCUCUCUCUUUCUCCCUCCUUCCCUCGAUCUACAUAUGUCUCUGCCGAUACAUCCAUCCGCAUAUUUAUCCAUCUAA
Molecule: messenger RNA, 309 nt
Organism: Spirodela intermedia
Lineage: Eukaryota; Viridiplantae; Streptophyta; Magnoliopsida; Alismatales; Araceae
Source: the annotation of a GenBank genome assembly